AUGGCUAAAGAAUCUCCCCGCAACAAGGGUACGCGAUUCUUCCUUCUGGGUACUAUGCCAACAGAUGAUGACAAGACAAUAACAGGCAGUCGAUUACCUACAGCACAUCAGGUCCUGCUUUGCUUCUUGGCCCAACAUCAGACAGCUAGUAGUAAACGUGAAGCAGCCAAUAAAACUGUUGAAACUGUAAAACACUUUUAUAGUCGUGCAAGAAUCCCUAGUCUUCUUGAUCAUAAAAUGGCUGAAGAGGUGGAAAAACUUUUUGAUGACAUGAAGAAAAUAAUUAAAAUUCAACCAAAAGACCAGACUUCAGGAAAGCCAAAAGAAAGAGUAGAUGAGUUCAAAAGCCGGCUACAAACAACUAUGAAGUUCUGGCCAAGGAAUGCUAUGGAAAACCUAUGCAACGAAGAGGAUAAAAAGUUCCUACAGUCUAUGACAGACAGGCUGGCUACGAUGUCCGGUAUUGAUGUAAAAUUAAGUGAAACUGAAAGAAAAGUUAAGGAAAGGAAAGAACAGGAAUUAAAGAGGAUUGCAAUUCAAAAAGAAAGUAAGAUGGAUACUUCAUGUUCAAAUGCCACAUUGAGCGAUAGUGAUGAUGAAGAAGAGUCAAAAGAAGUACCUGAUCCUCUAUAUUCUUGUGCUAAAAGAUCCCACAAGAGAUGUGUCAAAACUGGUGUGACAGUUUUUAUUCCUCCAAACAUACUAAAAUCACCUAAGGUUGUUCAAUCUCUUGUUAGAAACAACAUUUCAUCUUCUGCAAUAUCUUCUGUUAUGCACGACAUUGUCACAGCAGUUGAAGGAGAUCCAUCUAAACUUAGCCUUAGCUAUGCAACAACACAAAGAUAUAGAGUUGAAACUGUCAAGACAAUUGCAGAUAAAAUUAAAGAAAAUUGGACUCCACCAUCCAUUGCAAACCUCCACUGGGAUGGCAAAUUGAUGGCUACCUUGGAUGGUGCUAGUCAACAAGAAAGAUUACCAGUUCUUUUAUCAGGCGUUGGUGGGACAAAGCUGCUAGGAGUACCCACAAUUCCUCACAAGUCUACAGAAAAGACUGGGGAUUUGAUUUCAGAGUGA
This is a messenger RNA of Paramuricea clavata, 1074 nucleotides long. NCBI's taxonomy places the organism in Eukaryota, Metazoa, Cnidaria, Anthozoa, Malacalcyonacea, Plexauridae. The record is from the annotation of a GenBank genome assembly.